GGUUGGGCUCACCAAGUCAUUGAACAAACAGUCGUCAAGCUUCCGUUUCCUAGUAAUCAACGUUAGGCGGAGUCGACUUUUCGUUCUUCCCCAAUCGAUGCGAAAUUGCCGGACAGGGAAACCCUAGAUCCCUAAUUCGACGACCGGCGAGCCAUCCGGAUUUCCGAUUGCUCCGACAAGAAACCGCCUCGACGGAUGCCGGACGCCGUCGCCGUGAAGCAGGAGAAGGACCUUGCUUUGUCGCCGACGAGCUCCCGGUCGGUGACAGAGACUGUGAAUGGGUCGCACAAAUUCGUGAUCCAGGGCUACUCCCUCGCCAAGGGCAUGGGUGUCGGCAAGCACAUCGCCAGCGAGACCUUCACCAUCGGGGGGUUCCAGUGGGCCAUCUAUUUCUACCCCGACGGGAAGAACCCGGAAGACAACUCCCUCUAUGUGUCCGUGUUCAUUGCCUUGGCCAGCGAGGGCACCGACGUGAGGGCUCUCUUCGAGCUUACCCUCCUCGAUCAGAGCGGCAAGGGGAAGCACAAGGUCCAUAGCCACUUCGACCGCUCGCUGGAGAGUGGCCCAUAUACGCUCAAAUACCGUGGAAGCAUGUGGGGCUAUAAGCGCUUUUUCCGGCGGGUUGCUCUUGAAACAUCGGACUACUUAAAGGACGAUUGUUUGAAAAUCAAUUGCACUGUCGGUGUUGUGGUGUCUAUAGUGGAUGCACCUCGAUUACACUACAUACAUGUACCAGAUUCUGAUAUAGGAAUUCAUUUUGGCGCACUUCUUGAUAAUCAACAAGGUUCUGACGUUGUCUUUGAUGUUUGUGGGGCAAAAUUUCAUGCACAUAAACUGGUAUUAGCUGCUCGGUCUCCAGUAUUUCAUGCUCAAUUUUUUGAUGACCCAGCUGGUCAGAGCGGUGAUGUUGUUAUUGCAGGCAUGGAACCUAGGGUUUUCGAGGCAAUGCUACAUUUUAUCUACAGAGAUAUUUUAAUACAGGAUGAUGCAAUGACUACGUCAAGUUCACCUGAAUAUUCUGCACCGAACACACUCUGUUCAAAGUUGAUAGCUGCAGCAGAUAAGUAUGGCUUGGAGAGACUUCGACUAUUGUGUGAAGCUCAUCUAUGCAAGGAUAUAUCUGUAGACUCAGUUGCCAGCAUACUGUCAUUGGCUGAUAGUUAUCAUGCCAAGGAACUUAAAUCAGCUUGUCUUAAAUUUGCUGCAGAAAAUCUUGGAGCUGUGAUGUGCUCAAAUGGAUUUGAGCAUCUCAAAGAAAAUUGCCCGUCAUUGCAGUCGGAGCUCCUAAAGAUAAUCGCAGGCUGUGAAGAAGAAUGCAGCAGCGGUGGAAAGAGCCGGAGUGUUUGGGCGCAGCUCUCUGACGGCGGGGACGGCGACUCCAAUGGUCGGAGAGUAAGGCCUCGCCUAUGACACUUGCAAAAUAAAUGUCAAGCAGGUGAAAAGAUUUGUACAAAAUGCAGUGUGACCAGUGCUUGAGAAUUGAUUUCUACAGCCGUGUAUUGUCGCAGGCUUUUGGCACGCAUAUACAUUUAACUGUUUGUACAAAGACAAAGGCAACUUGCACUUCGAACGUUAGUAAUGAUGUCGUUUUGAUGAAACAAUGACUUGCAACAUUUUGAUUUCGAACUAAUAUUUGAUUUGUCCUCUA
Zingiber officinale is the source of this 1648-nucleotide messenger RNA. Its product is annotated as BTB/POZ and MATH domain-containing protein 4-like. The record is from RefSeq and is a predicted model, not a curated record. Gene Ontology annotation, biological process: protein ubiquitination. Gene Ontology annotation, molecular function: protein binding. Bases 196 to 1410 code for a protein of 404 amino acids. Lineage: Eukaryota; Viridiplantae; Streptophyta; Magnoliopsida; Zingiberales; Zingiberaceae. The transcript has 4 exons.